This is a messenger RNA of Habropoda laboriosa, 750 nucleotides long. RefSeq lists its product as uncharacterized. The record is from RefSeq and is a predicted model, not a curated record. The coding region runs from base 37 to 750 and encodes 237 amino acids. Lineage: Eukaryota; Metazoa; Arthropoda; Insecta; Hymenoptera; Apidae. Gene Ontology annotation, biological process: regulation of transcription by RNA polymerase II; sex differentiation. Gene Ontology annotation, cellular component: nucleus. The transcript has 2 exons. Gene Ontology annotation, molecular function: DNA-binding transcription factor activity, RNA polymerase II-specific; RNA polymerase II cis-regulatory region sequence-specific DNA binding.
AGAACGAAUUGGACAGAGGGAGUACGACGAUAGAAAAUGAAGACUGAGAGUGGUAAUUCGAGUCAAGUGAAUUCUGGGAUGGAGCAACGUUUACGGAGUCCAAAGUGCGCUAGAUGUCGGAACCAUGGUGUAAUAUCAGGUCUAAAGGGUCACAAGAGAUCGUGUGCAUGGAAGGAUUGUCGUUGUCCUUGUUGUUUGCUGGUGGUCGAGAGGCAACGAGUGAUGGCCGCGCAAGUCGCACUUCGAAGACAACAGCAAGCCCAAGGAAAUUUUUUCGGCGAAAACAUAUCGACGGUUUGUCAUACGCCAAUCGACUCAACUGGUUCACCGUAUUUACUGAAGGCUGAUCAAUCACCAGCCUGUCGAAGAGGAAAGAAUUUUCAACGUCAUCAAUUGCACUUCACUCAGACCAGUAUUAGCGUGACGCAAGGAUUUUACGGUUUGAAGACGAUUCACGGUUUACCUGCAGCAUUUACCGCAGAUGCACCACUGUUGAACGGUUUGUCACAGAAUCAAGAAUAUAAACAGGAACACGAAGAUUCGAAGAAAUUACAGGCUUAUCCAACUAUGUAUUCCACGAUUCCGUGGUUUGAACAGGUCACGGAACCACGUAAGGUAAAGAAGAACUUUAAUAAUUUCGCUUCCGCCGUGACGAAUCACAAUGAUAUUUCUGCGACGAAAAGCGGACCUUGCUUGGAAAAAAAAUCGACGAUCUCUUUUAGCGUAGAAUCUAUCAUUGGAACAAAGUGA